GACUCGAAUUAAGAAAUCGUUCAAUCGAUUUCAAUUCCUCGAAGAGAAGAGAGUCGGGAGGGCGCCAUGAUGAUGGGACUGGCCUUUGCAGUAGGGGGAAGGGAAGGAGACUGGAGUUUGGUGGUACCUAGAUCGGUGGUAGACAUUUACGGUGAAGAAGCCGGAGUGGAGCUGGUGAAGCAGUGGGAAAAAUUGAGUAUGGCGGCAGAAGGGGUGUUUGCCAAUCUCGCUCUUGAUGCAAGUUCAUUCGACAUCCGAGUUUUGGAUCGCUCAAACGGAACUCUUUUGAAACUAGGGAGAUGCAACGUCUUUCGCAAUUGGAGCAUAGAGAAGUUAAGGGCGAGUUUUGGAAGGGAACAUAGGCUCGAAACGGAAAAGGGCCUAGAUGUGUUGUUGACAUUCCUCAAUCGGAAUGCCUUCUGCACUAUCAAUAGACCAUCAGGGAAAGGAAAAUUCUUGGUGAUCGAAAGAGGAUUGAUCGAAAGGAUGCUGGAUCAUUGGAUACUUGGCGAAUUGCUCGCCCGUUACACCUUGGCCAGAGUCUUUGGAAAGACGAUCGAUGAGUUGAAUGAAGAAGAAUUGGAAAUUGUGAAGGUGGCCUGCGAAGCAGAGAGCAAGGCCUGGAAGGGCAGAGGAAGAUGGGAUUUUGCGGCAUUGGGGAUUGUCAUUGCCCUCUCGGGAGGAUCGAGGAGAGAACUGGUAGUAGAACUGCUGAGGGGAAUGGAGGCGGAACUAUGGGGAAGAUGCAGAGUCACCACGCCAAAAACACUUGUCUCGAAGAUAUUAAAAGAGGCCAGUAAGGAGGAAAGAGAUUUGCUGCUAUUAGAGGACCUUUUCAAAUUCGGUGAAGGUGCCUGGAUAACCACUCUUGGCUGUAAGAGGCUAGGACUCGAUUCAAAAUCUGUCUUCGCAGAUGGAGGAGCAAACCUGAGUCUUGCAGUAUCCUGGAGAUCGCUAACCAGACGGUAUGCACAGGACGAUCGCCCAAUCUUCAUACCCCUGUCAAACGAGAUCUCAGCAGGCAAUACGAAUCUGGAGUAAGGCCUUCAUCAUCAGAGAGAGACCCAGAUCGAUUUGCCUCGACGCAAUCUCAGUCCCCCGAAUUCGCCCCCCGAAUCC
This is a messenger RNA of Chara braunii, 1119 nucleotides long. Lineage: Eukaryota; Viridiplantae; Streptophyta; Charophyceae; Charales; Characeae. The record is from the annotation of a GenBank genome assembly.